UCCUCUCAUUCACAUUACUCUCUGAUCUUUUGGUAUCCUUUCACAUUGUUGUUCUGUUCGUCUUCCCAUUACGAUUGUUAACUGUGCAACACAACUCACCUAGCUACUGAAGUGAAGUGAGACAUGGCUGAACCUGUGAUCGGUGCUUUUCUCUCUGCUUCUAUUGAUUUCUUGCUUGAAAAGUUCGCUUCUCCUUAUGUUGAGAAGUUCUUCAAGGGAAAUCAAAGUUCUGUUUCUGAGAGGCUUUUCAAGCUGAAGUCAACAUUCGAUUGUCUGGAUGCGGUUCGUUUCGAAGUGGAGAGCAAGAAAAUCAAAAAUCCUGGAGUGGAGAAGUGGCUGGACGAUCUUCUUGAAGCCGUCGAUGAUGCUGAGGACUUCUUUGGCGAUAUUGAGUAUGAUGGUAUGAGACCCAAGAAAGCUGAGUCAAGCAGCAAAGUGAGAAGAAAGACAAGUAAGUUACUUUCUCGUUUCUCCAAACCCUUUAACUCAGCUGAUAGUAAAAGGAACACCAGUAUGGAAAAUAUUCUAAGGAGAUUGGAGUACUUAGCAAAUCAAAUUGCAAACAUGAACAUAGAAAAGAAUGUUGUUGAGGUGAAAUUGUUGCUUGUUAAGACUUCUCUCCCAGAUGAGCCUGAGAUUUAUGGUAGAGAGAGUGACAAGGAUGCUUUAAUGAAGUUAUUGAUGUCAGAUGAUGUGGGUAGUCAAAAUAUAUAUGAAGUCAUUCCCAUAUUGGGAAUGGGUGGGAUUGGAAAAACAACCCUUGCUCAAACCCUUUUCAAUGAUGAAAGAGCGAGGAACAUGUUUGAACCUAAGGUCUGGGUGUACGUUUCUGAUAAAUUUGAUGCCAUGGCUGUGACAAAAACCAUUCUUCAACAAGUGGCUUCGAAUGAUGGUUGCAAUGACAUGGAUUUGAAUUCGCUUCAGGUUAAUUUGGCAAAGAAGUUGAUGGGAAAGAAGUUUUUGAUUGUUCUAGACGAUGCUUGGGAGGAUGAUUAUGUUCAAUGGAAGGAAGUGAUGAAGCCUUUCAACGAUGGAGCAAAAGGCAGCAAAAUAGUAGUGACAACAAGAAAUAGAAGAGUUGCAGAUAGCAUUGGAACUAUUGAUCCACACUAUCUUAAAGAAUUAUCAAAAGAUGAGUGUUGGGAAAUAUUUGCAAAACAUGCUUCUCGGGGAAAUCUUAAUAUGUUUAUUGAGAAUCCAAGAUUGGAAAGUAUUGGCAAAGAAGUUGCUAAGAAAUGUAAUGGCUUACCUUUAGCUGCUAAAGUUCUAGGAGGGCUCUUGAGAUCGACGUUGGAUGCUGAGAGAUGGGAACAAAUAGCAAAGAGUAAUAUUUGGGAGCUGACAGAUAAAAGGAGCAAGAUUCUUCCUGCAGCUUUAGAAGUGAGCUACUGCUAUCUUCCUCCAUACUUAAAAAAGUGUUUUGCUUAUUGUUCAAUAUUCCCAAAAGGCUAUGAAUUUCAAAGAGAAAAGUUGGUCUUAAUAUGGAUGGCAGAAAAUCUUGUGAAGCAUUCUGAGGGGAAUAGAAGAAUGGAAGAAGUUGGCGAUGAGUAUUUCAAUGAUUUAGUAUCUGUGUCAUUUUUUCUAAAGUCCAAGACCAGGAAAGGUGAAUCUCAUUUUGUCAUGCAUGAUCUUAUUGUUGAUUUGGCUAGAACUGUUUCUGGGAAAUACUGUUGUUUAUUAGAGCACAAUGAAGACAUUGCUAAGUUUGAGAAGAAGACACGUCACCUUGGAUAUGAUACAAGACUCUUUCAUCGCGAUGACAAGACAUCUAGUUACGAUUUUGAAGCUACUCAUUUGCGAACUUUUUUAUCAAUAAGUAAACGUCGUAUAUGCACUUCUAAGGAAGUAGUGCACAAUUUGCCGUUGCAGUUGAAAAGUUUGAGAGUUCUAGCUUUUCCUUGUUAUGGUACCACCGAAUUGCCUGGUUUGAUUGGUGAACUAAAACAUCUUCGCUACUUAGAUCUUUCUUAUAACAACAUUGUGAUGUUACCGGAUUCUAUUACUGUGUUAUUCAAUUUACAAACAUUGAAGUUAAAAGGAUGUUGUUUCCUUAAAACUCUGCCUAAAGAUAUGCAUCAUCUCAUUAAUUUGAGGCAUCUUAUUUUGAGUAAUGUUUCGACAAUUGCUUUGGUAGAAAUGCCAACCAAGAUAAGUAAAUUGACGAAUCUCCAAACGCUGACAACAUUUGUUGUGGGAAAGGAGAGUGGCGCUAAAGUAGAAGAGUUGGCAGAACUUCCAAAUCUACGUGGAGAACUUUACAUUAAGAAGUUAGAAAAUGUGGUAAUAGCAUCGGAUCAAGUCAAUGUACUGGGUAAGAAGCAGCUUGAGAAACUGAGUUUGGAAUGGAGUUUUGAUAAUGUUGUUGUUGAUCCAAAACAUGGAGAGGGUGUGCUUGAAAUGCUUGAACCUAACACAAGAUUGAAGCAGAUUGAGAUUGUUUACUACCCAGGCACAAAAUUUCCAAACUGGGUUGGGAAUGAUUCGCUUAGCAACAUUGUCAAAGUAAGGCUUGAACAUUGUAGCCAUUGCUCCAAUUUACCACCACUUGGGCAACUCCCUUUGCUGAAAGAUCUUUACAUUUCAGAUUUUUCUUUGGUAGUGAUGGUGGGUGCUGAGUUCUACGGGAAUAGUUAUGUGAAAAAGCCAUUUUCAUCAUUGGAAUUCUUAAGCUUCAAUUUCAUGUUAUCUUGGGAGCAAUGGGAUUCAAUGCAAACAGAAGAUGCAACAACAUACGGUAAACUCAAAACACUUGAGAUUAGUAAUUGUCCUAAGCUCAUCGGGAAUUUGCCUCGCUUCUUUCCUUCGUUAACAAAGCUUGACAUAAGUGGAACUAGUGAGCAGUUUGUUUUCACUAACACAAGAUUACCAUGUGUUAGAGAAAUAAAUAUUAGUCAUUCAGAAAAUAUAGAGUCAAUGUAUGAUGCAAUAAAGCCAACGAAUCCUUCUUCUACUUCUAUUGGAUGUUUGCCUACCAAUACUCCCAAUCCAUUCUACCAACACCCUCCUCUUCAAUAUCUUUUUUUGCAUAGAUGUGGAUCAUCCUUUAGAUCCCUCCAUAUGGAUUUAUUUCCCAAUCUCAAAUCUCUUGUUCUUAGUGAAUGUUACUAUGUUGAAGCCCUCUCAAUGUCUGAUGGGCAAUGUCACGAACUAACAUUUCUAUCUUCUCUAGAAAUCAGGGAUUGUCGUUGUUUUGUAUCUUUCCCAAAUGGUGGAGUUAUUGCUCCCAAACUUGCUUACUUUAGCAUCAAGUAUUGUCCUAAAUUGAAGUUGUUGCCAGAGAAGAUGGCUUCCCUCUCAUCUUUGAAAACUUUGACAAUAAAAAAUUGUCCGUUGAUAGAGACUUUCCCUUUAGAUGGUCUGCCCAUUAGUAUGUCUAGUCUUGAAAUAUCCUAUCGUCAAUUUUUGAUGAUGAAAUGGAAUGAGCAAACAUUACCCCAUCUUAGGGAUGUUACAAUUCGUGGAGAGGGAGAAGAUAUUGAAUCAUUCCCAGAGGAAGGGCUACUGCCUGCCACUAUUACUUCUCUUGAUAUCGACUACUUUCAAGAACUUAAAAGCCUGGACAAUAAUGGGCUAGGUCAACUCAAAUUCUUGGAAGUACUUACAAUCAGUUUUUGCCGUAAGUUGCACACAUUGUCAGAAGAAGGAUUUCCAACCUCCCUCAGAACAUUGAACAUAGACUGUUGUACUUUGCUAAAGGAAAAGUAUGACCAGAAUGAGGAAUAUUGGAGCAAGAUUAGUCACAUACCCCAAGUUACAUUUCGUUGAGCUUGCAUUUACCAUUCAUAAUUUCCUAUUCAUCCAGACAACAACUUCGGUUGAUUUUAAUUCAGAAUCCUAUUUUUCUGAAAUAUCAAGAUCAUCAAAUUUGAUUUGUAAAUAGCUCCAGAGCUAUGAAGGAAGCCCUUUUGGUGGACCAAUUGAAGUUCACUCAACCAAUGGUGUGCAUGAGCUACCUAAUGCCCAGUUUCCACAAGUUUUAUGUACUCUCACAUUCAUCAGGCCUUAUGUGUACUCAGAAUCUGAGAGUGCGGUUGUGCAUAGAUUGUUUAGAAUCCUACUUUUCUAAUGAAAAAACUAGAUUUGAAUUGCAAAUGGCUGUGGGAGGAAACAUUUUUAAGGAAGCUCUUGACGAGUCCCUCGAUAUGAUUCAGAUUAUGAUGUAGCAUUGUUUGAAAGAAUUUGUUCAACAAAGAUACUUGAAUGUCCUAAUUAGCACAAGUUGAUGUACCCCCAAUUCAUCAGUUGAAUCUAUACAUGGGACAAUAUACUACAACUGACCAAUCUGCCAGCCUUUGCAGUGCAAUUCAUAACUAGAUCAGACGAAAUCUGGGAAAAGCUAUAAGACUGGGACAAUAUUCAAUCUGCAAAGUGGUGGAACAUGCUCCUUGGAAGGCAUGGGAUAUGACAAUGAACUACUACUUUAGGCUGAGGGUAUUCUCUAAUCUAACGAUCAUCAAUGAUUAAGGGAGAUAUUUUGGAAAGGCCGGAAAAAGGUAGCUUCCAUAACAUGAAACAAGCAAUGUUCGUGUUAGAUUGUAAUUUAGUUGUUUUGGUUUUCGUAAAUGUAGGUUUGUUUAGAUUGGUCUUUCAUUUUAUUUUGUAUGCAUUUAGUAAUGUCUAGUUCUUUCUUAUUAUUUUGAUGUUGAGAUUUUUUCUGUCUUUCUGUAAUCUCCAAGUGUCCUGAUUGUUACUAUGGUUUUCCUCCGCCAUAAGUGAGGGUUUUCAAUAAAUUUGGGAGGAGGUCGCUCAUGGACAGGUGACCUUCGUCUCUUCUUAAAAUAAAAUGAAAAUGUUUUAUGGUGUAUGUUGAAAGGCUUAGGAAAAAAAGGGUG
This is a messenger RNA of Humulus lupulus (European hop), 4832 nucleotides long. RefSeq names its product putative disease resistance protein At3g14460. The coding region runs from base 124 to 3765 and encodes 1213 amino acids. Gene Ontology annotation, molecular function: ADP binding; protein binding. The record is from RefSeq and is a predicted model, not a curated record. Lineage: Eukaryota; Viridiplantae; Streptophyta; Magnoliopsida; Rosales; Cannabaceae. Gene Ontology annotation, biological process: defense response to other organism. The transcript is spliced from 5 exons.